CAAACUUUGGAUUCUCUGUUUUCUAAAUGGAUUGACCACUGAUUGGCAAUGACGGCGUGUCAGUUAAAUACGAUUUUGUGUUGGCUGCUUUUUACGCUACCAAUAGUGUCGGCCACCAAUAUCCGCCUUGUGGGUGGCAAGACGCCGUACUCUGGUCGAGUGGAAGUGGAGCACAACGGAGUAUGGGGAACAGUCUGUGAUGAUGACUUCACUGUCAACAGCGCCAAGGUCGUCUGCAGGAUGCUCGGAUUCACGGACAUGGGUUUAGCAGAAGUUGUCCCGCCACGCGUGUUUGGCCCAGGAAGUGGAGUUAUCAUGCUGGACAGCCUAAACUGCAUUGGUCACGAAGACGAUGUUGCAAACUGCUCGCAUAAUAGUUGGCAAACUACUGAUUGUGCACACAAAGAAGACGUCGGGGUCAACUGCCAAACACACUUGCGAUUGACACCUGGUUCUACCACACACGACGGUCAGGUGGAGGUGAACAUUUCUGGAAGCUGGAAACCAAUAUGUGCCGACAAUUUCACCAUAUCCGAGGCCAUGGUCGUCUGUGGAAUGAUGGGAUUUGGUUCAAACGGAGCGCAACUUUUUCAACCUCACACCUUAAGCAAGCAAUUCUCACCGAUAUCCUACAACUGUAAAGCUGGUGAAAAGGAUAUUUCCAUGUGUACUCGUUGGAAUGGUACAACAUGCUCUUCAUCAAGCGUAGCUUCAGUGAACUGUCGUACACCAAUUCGGCUUGUGAACGGCACCAGUGCCCAGUCCGGUCGUGUUGAGGUGGAGUAUAGGGGACAGUGGGGGACGAUAUGUGAUGACAACUUUGAUGACCUUGAAGCAAACGUCAUCUGUCGCAUGCUUGGCUACAGCACAAAAGAUGCAAAAGCAUUUGGUGGUGCGUACUACGGCGAGGGAAGUGGAUCAAUAUCCAUUGAUGAAAUGCGAUGUACGGGAAGCGAAAGUGACAUAUCCGAAUGCAAAUCAAGCGACUGGCUCUCUCCAUCGAACUGUCUCCAUAAUGAAGAUGCCUCUGUGAAAUGCAGGUCAGAGGUUCGCCUACAGGAUGGUCCAAUGCCGUAUUCUGGUCGACUUGAAAUCUUGAAUGGAUCAUCAUGGGAAACUGUUUGCUCUGACUUAGUUGAUAAUAAAACAGCAAUGGUUGUCUGUAACAUGCUGGGAUUCGAGCAAGGAAAUAUAACGGUUUACAACGAUGGGCGUUUCCAUACUGGGAGAGAACGAAUGAAAUUGCACGGCUACAGGUGCACUGGAAACGAAACAGACAUUGCUGACUGCCAACACACUGACUAUGUGGAAUCGUGUAUCAAUGAAACCAGUGUCGGUUUCAAUUGCUAUUCCAGAACACCGAUACGACUCAUCGGUGGAAAAAAAUAUUUUAACGGUAGAGUGGAAAUAUAUGAACGGGAAAAUAAUGCAAACGGUGCUUGGAGAGGAAUAUGUUACGCUGGACAAACAACAAGGGAUGCGCAGGUGUUAUGCAGAAUGUUAGGGUUUAGAACACAGUAUGCGUCCAUACACGAUGCCUUGGAACAUUACCAAUCGCAUGGCACUUUCGCUGCCAUCAGCGGUCUGGGGUGCAAUGGCGGCGAAGCAGACAUCACAGGAUGCACACCGGCUAAUAAAUGGACGCAUGGUGCGUGCAGUACAAAUGACCAUGCUGCCAUCAAUUGCGGACCCGAAGUACGUCUUAUGGAUGGGCAAACAAAAUAUUCUGGGAGACUGGAAAUCUUGAAUGGAUCAACUUGGGAAACUGUUUGCUCUGAUUUAGUUGAUAACAAAACAGCAAUGGUUGUCUGUAGGAUGCUAGGAUUUGAAGGAGGAAACAUAACCAUGUAUGACGAUGGGCGUUUUCAUACCGGGACGGGGGAAAUGAAAUCACGUGGUUACAACUGCAUUGGGAACGAAACAGAUCUAGCUGACUGCCAGCAAACUGAAUAUGAAGAAACGUGCGUGAAUGGAACAAGUGUCGGUUUCAAUUGCUACUCCAAGACACAAAUACGUCUGAUUGAUGGUACAACAGCAUAUAACGGGAGAGUUGAACUAUACAUUCCAGAAUCUACAACACAAGGGUAA
Messenger RNA from Dreissena polymorpha, 2088 nucleotides. Its product is annotated as deleted in malignant brain tumors 1 protein-like. The coding region runs from base 49 to 2088 and encodes 679 amino acids. Lineage: Eukaryota; Metazoa; Mollusca; Bivalvia; Myida; Dreissenidae. Gene Ontology annotation, cellular component: membrane. The transcript is spliced from 15 exons. The record is from RefSeq and is a predicted model, not a curated record.